UGUGGGAAGAUCCCAACAGAAACUCCACCCGAAAGAGCUCUCGUGGUUCAGGGUCCAUAGCUUACCACAGCUUCCGGUCGCAUGUCCGAUCGUGUACCCUCCAACCCUUUUCCAAACGCCGAAGAGCCGUUCAGUGCCCACGAACAAAACCAGACACACCCGCUCUUCGCAUCCGCCGCCCACGCACACCUCUCUUUUUCCCUCUUCUCUAACCGCCACAAAAGACACACACACACGCGCACACUAACGAAACAUUGCUUUCUCCCCCUCUGUAUUCGUUGCCUACUUGCAAAAUGGCACCCAAGGCAAUCAUAGCUCCGUCGAUUCUCGCGGCCGACUUUGGCCACUUUGGCCAUGCGUGCUCCAAGACCAUAGAGCAAGGCGCUGACUGGCUUCACGUCGAUAUUAUGGACGGCCACUUUGUACCCAACAUUUCAUGGGGACCUGGUGUUGUUGCCAAGAUCAGAGGCCAUGUCGAGAAGCCUAUCGAGACAUGGGGAAAGGGCACAUUCGACUGUCAUAUGAUGGUUUCCGAGCCCAAGAAAUGGGUCAAGGGCAUGAAGGAUGCCGGCGCAGACCUGUACUGCUUCCACUACGAGGCCGCAUUUUCCUCCGACUCCGACAACCCAGAGGUCCAAUCCGAUGAGAAGACGAACCCCCGCGCCCUGAUCCGCUACAUCCACGAGCAAGGCAUAUUAGCCGGCGUCGCCCUGAAGCCCGCAACCUCGGUCGACGUUGUGUGGGAGCUCCUCGAGAGCGAAGAUCCACUCGAGAGACCAGACAUGGUCCUGAUCAUGACAGUUGAGCCCGGUUUCGGCGGACAGAAAUUCAUGGCCUCUGAGCUGCCCAAGGUCCAGGCCCUCCGCGAGCGGUACCCGGAGCUCAACAUCGAGGUCGACGGCGGCCUGACCGGUGCCACCGUCGGCCAGGCUGCCGACGCGGGCGCCAAUGUCAUCGUUGCGGGCAGCGCUGUAUUUGGUGCCCAGGACCCCGCAGAGGUUAUUAAGGUCCUCAGACAAGCCGUCGAGAAGAAGACCGGCAAGCUCUAGAGAUUCGGUAUCCGAGUCCCCACUGCAACAAACCUCCGACUUUUUUUUUUUUUCUCUUUCUCUCUCACGGCCACGUUUUGACGACUUUUCCUUUUUUUGUUGGUUUUUUUUUGUUCUCUAUAAAAAGCUAUGGGAGCCAUGAUUUAUGUUC
Colletotrichum godetiae is the source of this 1200-nucleotide messenger RNA. Its product is annotated as ribulose-phosphate 3-epimerase. NCBI's taxonomy places the organism in Eukaryota, Fungi, Ascomycota, Sordariomycetes, Glomerellales, Glomerellaceae. Gene Ontology annotation, cellular component: cytosol. The record is from RefSeq and is a predicted model, not a curated record. Gene Ontology annotation, molecular function: metal ion binding; D-ribulose-phosphate 3-epimerase activity. Bases 294 to 1049 code for a protein of 251 amino acids. Gene Ontology annotation, biological process: pentose-phosphate shunt, non-oxidative branch; carbohydrate metabolic process; pentose-phosphate shunt. The transcript is spliced from 4 exons.